Messenger RNA from Anopheles nili, 687 nucleotides. RefSeq lists its product as uncharacterized. The transcript has 3 exons. Lineage: Eukaryota; Metazoa; Arthropoda; Insecta; Diptera; Culicidae. The record is from RefSeq and is a predicted model, not a curated record. The coding region runs from base 1 to 687 and encodes 228 amino acids.
AUGUUUUCGGGGUGCCAUGUUUGGUUCGCUAACCAGCGCAAAAAGUGUCACAACCUGCGCUGGGGUUCCUGUAUCGGAAGGCCAAAGGUGUCCGCUGCCGAGUUUGCGGUCUUCGAUCAGGGCAGCUGGACGCCAGAUACACCGCGCCACCAAAGUUUACCCAGAAGGAUACUGGGGCGUUUCAUGUCCGACAAUAGCGUGGACGAUAAAACUGAGCAGAUGGCCUUGAAACAGAUGCUGAAAGAACAUGGCUUAUACAACAGACACCAGACAGUGCAACAACGGCGGCGUUUGAAACAACUUUUGGAGCUUGAACGGGGCGAAUCCCGACUCAGCGAUGACCGUGGCGAUACAUCAAUAGUGAUGCAUUCGUUAGAAUCUGGGAAACAAACCUGCACGGUUGAUGUGCAUCAGCAAAAUUCACUGCUCUUUCCGGCAUCAGACAAUGCCAUAUGUUGUCCAGUAUACACUACGAAGGUGCAAGAAAACGCCCAACACCUACGACGAGUCACGUCCUUGCCGUCAGUUUUCCCUACUGGUUCAACGAAAUGGUCACUGAACGCGGCACCGGUUUCACAGCCCGCCAUGUUGGAGGAAUCCAUGAAGACCAAAUGCUUGAAAAAGAUUUCCUGGAAACAGACCGGUCAUACCGAAAUGACUUCGUCAUACUUGGAAACUGCCGUUUAA